Messenger RNA from Pseudovirgaria hyperparasitica, 1116 nucleotides. RefSeq lists its product as uncharacterized. The transcript is spliced from 5 exons. The record is from RefSeq and is a predicted model, not a curated record. NCBI's taxonomy places the organism in Eukaryota, Fungi, Ascomycota, Dothideomycetes, Acrospermales, Acrospermaceae. The coding region runs from base 86 to 1069 and encodes 327 amino acids. Gene Ontology annotation, biological process: negative regulation of protein kinase activity; endocytosis; eisosome assembly. Gene Ontology annotation, cellular component: eisosome filament; plasma membrane. Gene Ontology annotation, molecular function: lipid binding.
CCUCUCAACUGCUUAUAUUUGCUCUCGUACACACUAUAUCCCUCACUUAUUCCACAAUCCACACUUCCAAAAACCUCUAAUCAGGAUGCAUCGCACAUACUCUAUGCGCACGUCACGCGCUCCAACCCAGGAGCAGCUACGCAACCCUCCUCCACCUACCUCGUCCACCAAGUCCGGCCGACUGUUUGGAAAGGUCAACUUCGCCCACUCUGUUCGCAAAAAUGCUAGCGGUGCUUUCGGUCCAGAUCUUGCGAAGAAGCUCUCGCAAUUGGUAAAGAUGGAGAAGAACACUAUGCGCAGCAUGGAACUUGUUAGCCGUGAACGCAUGGAGGUCGCUCAACAACUUUCAAUCUGGGGUGAGGCUUGUGAUGACGACGUCUCCGAUGUUACCGACAAGCUUGGUGUCUUGAUUUACGAGAUCGGUGAGCUUGAGGACCAGUUUGUGGACAAGUACGACCAAUACCGCGUAACGAUCAAGAGCAUUCGCAAUAUUGAAGCUUCUGUACAGCCAAGCCGUGACCGCAAGCAGAAGAUUACCGACCAGAUCGCCCAGCUAAAGUAUAAGGAACCUAACUCUCCAAAAAUUGUUGUUCUCGAGCAGGAGCUUGUUCGCGCGGAGGCUGAAUCGCUCGUUGCCGAGGCCCAGCUGUCAAACAUUACUCGCGAGAAGCUCAAGGCUGCAUUCACAUACCAGUUUGACGCUCUCCGUGAACACUGCGAGAAGCUUGCAAUUAUCGCUGGCUACGGAAAGCAUCUUCUCGAGCUCGUCGACGACACCCCCGUCACACCAGGCGAGACUCGUCAGGCCUAUGAUGGCUAUGAGACUAGCAAGGCCAUCAUACAAGAUUGCGAGGAAGCGCUCGUCAAUUGGGUCUCUGAUGAAGCUGUGAUUACAUCUAAUCUAUCCCAACGCACUCGUGCCUCGUCUCAGCGCCGUGCUCCAAAGCAGCAAGAAACUUAUGGUGUUGAUUUAGUCGACGGGGAGGGCUCCGAAUUUCACAACGAUGACCAGUCCUCCGUGGUGCCCGAGCACCGUGGACGUGAGCAGGAUCGCGAAAUCGCGGCAUAGUUGAAUUAUACCAUAUGAUACCAUUAUCAAAUCUUAAUAGUUUGUUG